CCUUGCGUACGGCAGCGUGGUCAGCUCAGUUCGUGUCACGAUUCUAGCGUAGCCACAACAAUGUCGCUGCAUGUCGCGCGCGCCAAAUAACUUUGCCAAUUAUCGAUUUUCACUUAAUAAUUUUGACUGGUGGCCAUUAAAAAUCACCAACAAACCACCGUCCGAACUCUAUGGCUCUAUGGGCGACCAUUUCGACUUUCAGUGGUUUAGCGCACACUUAAAUAGCGAAAUUCAUUUUGUGCCGUUGCAAUCUCAAAAAAGUAGCAUAGAAAGUGUUUUUGAAAUUUUAGAAAGAAUAGAGACAGUGUUGGCCACACACAUUGUUCUUCUAUGAGUAUGCUGGGUUUCGUGUAUCUCUUCUUGAUACUCGGCUGGAUACUGAUUGUGUUGUUUCUCAAGUGCAAAAAGUCGAUCACACCACAUCUCGCCUUCACCGAGCACUACACGGACGCAAUAGCGGCGGGUCGUCGUCCCUCGGUGCACAUCAUAGAAUUGCCACCGGACGAAAUGGAUAACGAAGAACAGUAUUUGGACUCAUAUCAUCAGCAGAGUAACAGCUUGCGCAGGCAUUCGAAUCGCUCGCAACGCUCGGCACUGCCCGACGAGCGCACCAUAGAAACCACAUAUCCCACAGAUGCGGUUGUGAAUCCGGCGUAUAUGCACGACGAGGAGUACAUCAUCAAUGCGCCACCGCCUUCGUAUGAGGAAGUUAUGCGCCAACCGGAGGUGUAUCCCAAAGUACACCAAAGCGCGAGCAAAGUGAGCGACGCGAAUAUUUAAGCGCCACCCGUCCGCCGCGCUGCUCUCUCCUCCGUUUUCGCUUUCACUGGCGGGACAAAGUGUUCAACCGACAAACUUGUGGGCUGCCUCUGAGUGUGGUGCGAAUCUGGAACGAGUGGUUCAUGUGCCUGCAUAUACAUCGUAUAAUAUGUACAUACACAUACGUACACAUGCCUGUACAUAGAACUUUCAGCUGUGAUUUUAUACUUAAUAUAAUACAAGUUUAAUUUUUAUAAAUGUCAAACGUGGUUUAAAUACAUACAUAUAUAUAUAUAUAAUAAAUGGUUACGAAGUCUUUAUUGUCCCUCUAAGAGCCACUUUA
This is a messenger RNA of Bactrocera dorsalis (oriental fruit fly), 1102 nucleotides long. RefSeq lists its product as uncharacterized. Lineage: Eukaryota; Metazoa; Arthropoda; Insecta; Diptera; Tephritidae. The record is from RefSeq and is a predicted model, not a curated record. The coding region runs from base 331 to 780 and encodes 149 amino acids. The transcript has 3 exons.